UAAAAACUGCGAUUGCGAAUCUGGUUAUUCUGGUUUUCUAAAAUUAAUUCGUGUGUGAGGCUUUUCUGCUACUUCACCGGCCUCUUCAGAAUUAAUUGUAAUUCAACCUUAAUUUAAUUAGAUAGAAAACUGCAUUGUUUGGGUAAAUUUGAUAAGCCAUGGAAAUAGUUCCAGAUGAAGAAGUUUUGCUCUCAAAUUUCGAGGUUCUGCAGAUAUUAAAAGAGUCUCAGUCAACUACUGGUGUAAAAAACAGAAAGGACCCUUUGGCCACCAUCAGAUACGAGACGUUAGAAUACUUCAAAAGAAGUCCGUGUUAUGUGCAAAACGAAGAGUGCAUCAAGAGUCUUGUGACUGCGCUUAAACCAUACAAAUUGACCAAGAGAGAAUUUCUUUCGAUCCUCAACAGCCGACCCACUGCCCCCGCUGACCUAGCUCCACUUUUGAAUGAGUCGGAGGACCACAUCACUGAUGAGAAUAUGACUGAAAUAGUUCAACUGAUAGCUGAAAUCCUUCCCGCACCAAAAUAAUUUAUAUAAUAUAUAAAUUGAUAUUAUCAUCCUUGCCAAUAUUGAACAUAUUUAUUUCCACUGAAAAUCAGAAUAAAUAUAAAAAUGAAAGUUUUUUAAUUG
This is a messenger RNA of Neocloeon triangulifer, 629 nucleotides long. It is a transcript of the gene Polr3I, whose product is annotated as DNA-directed RNA polymerase III subunit RPC9. The record is from RefSeq and is a predicted model, not a curated record. Gene Ontology annotation, molecular function: nucleotide binding. Gene Ontology annotation, biological process: transcription initiation at RNA polymerase III promoter. Gene Ontology annotation, cellular component: RNA polymerase III complex. The transcript has 5 exons. NCBI's taxonomy places the organism in Eukaryota, Metazoa, Arthropoda, Insecta, Ephemeroptera, Baetidae. The coding region runs from base 159 to 527 and encodes 122 amino acids.